GCAAAAUCUGUGCGUCACGAGCAAACACAUGAUUGCCUGAAGGGGCCGAAGCCGGGGCCGGGUAAAAGCCGGCCAAUCGAAAUUAGCCGUUGCAGAGCUCCAUCGUGACUUGACUCUUAACUCUUGACUCUUGCCCUUCCUGUAGCUUUAUUCCAACCGCUUCCUUUCGUCCUUUUGCACCGACGAUUGUGUUUCUUCUUUGCAUCUCUUGUGUUUUGACCGUAUCCAUCUAAUUGCCUUUUCUUUCUCAUUGGCUAUACACACUUCGCUGCCAUGCUUUCCACCCUCAGAGUCACCAGCCGCCAGGCUGUCUCGCGUGAGUCAGCGAUGCGGUUUUUGUUGACUGGAGUGCGCGCUGGCUCAACCUGGGCCAAUGUCCCUCAAGGCCCUCCGGAUGCGAUUCUGGGUAUCACCGAAGCUUUCAAGGCCGACUCUUUCUCGGAGAAGAUCAACCUGGGUGUUGGCGCUUACCGUGAUGACAAGGGCAAGCCAUACGUUCUUCCCUCCGUUCGGACCGCCGAAGACAAAGUCGUCGCUUCUCGCCUUGACAAGGAAUAUGCCGGCAUCACCGGCAUCCCGUCCUUCACCAAAAAGGCCGCUGAGCUUGCCUACGGCGCAAACUCCCCGGCUCUGAAGGAGGAGCGUCUCGCUAUCACACAGUCCGUCUCUGGCACCGGUGCUCUCCGAAUUGGUGGUGCCUUCCUGGAACGCUUUUACCCUCACGCUAAGAAGAUCUACUUGCCGACUCCCACCUGGGCAAAUCACAAUGCUGUCUUCAAGGAUUCGGGUCUGGAGGUUGAGAAAUACCGUUAUUACAACAAGGAUACUAUUGGCUUGGACUUUGAUGGGCUUGUUGAAGACUUGAAGGCCGCCCCCAGCAACAGCAUUAUCCUGCUGCACGCCUGCGCCCAUAACCCGACUGGCGUUGACCCAACCCAGGAGCAGUGGCGCCAGAUCAGCGAUGUCGUUAAGGAGAAGGGCCACUUUGCUUUCUUCGACAUGGCAUACCAGGGCUUCGCUUCUGGUGACGCCGACAAGGAUGCUUUCGCCCCUAGAUACUUUGUCGAGCAGGGCCACAAUAUUGCCCUGUGCCAGAGCUUUGCCAAGAACAUGGGUCUCUAUGGAGAGCGCGUGGGUGCAUUCUCUCUCGUCUGCGCUUCUGCCGAGGAGAAGAAGCGUGUCGACUCUCAGAUCAAGAUUCUUAUCCGCCCAUUAUACUCGAACCCUCCAGUUCACGGCGCUCGCAUCGCCUCCACUAUUCUCAACGACGCCGAGCUGAACAAGCAAUGGCUGGGUGAGGUCAAGGGCAUGGCAGACCGUAUCAUCGAGAUGCGUGCUCUUCUGAAGAAGAACCUCGAGGAUUUGGGUAGCAAGCAUGAUUGGUCACACAUCACCAACCAGAUUGGUAUGUUCGCCUACACUGGUUUGAAGCCCGAGCAAAUGGACGUCCUGGCCAAAGAGCACUCCGUCUACGCCACCAAGGACGGCCGUAUUUCCGUCGCCGGUAUCACCUCUGGCAACGUCAAGAGACUGGCCGAGUCUAUCUUCAAGGUGACUGGUUAAAAAACUGUAUUACUGUGAAAAAUCUUUGAGAGCCGUCUCUGUCUCUUGAUUAUGUUCCGAAGAGACUUGUAAUAUCUGGCAGGGGUGAGGUAGACAGGUGCUUGUGCAAUAUAUAUAACAACCUAUCAAUCGAUUAUUCCCGGGUAAAAAAUUAGAUAAGGUAUAAUUGCAUUCCGGACUGUAGUAUUACAUGUAUACUUGAGACGCGUCUUUGCUGCAUGUUUGUAAUAACAUCAAUGUAACGGUGAUACGGUCAACUUGGUUGUUGUUGCGAAUGUGACUUCCACCAAUUCAAUGUGUAUAGCAUAAAUUCAAUAUUGAUCGAGAAAUAUACAUGUAUAAUUCACGACAAUUUGGCAUUUC
Messenger RNA from Talaromyces proteolyticus, 1926 nucleotides. Its product is annotated as putative aspartate aminotransferase. Gene Ontology annotation, molecular function: pyridoxal phosphate binding; L-aspartate:2-oxoglutarate transaminase activity. Gene Ontology annotation, cellular component: mitochondrion. The record is from RefSeq and is a predicted model, not a curated record. Bases 274 to 1563 code for a protein of 429 amino acids. The transcript is spliced from 5 exons. NCBI's taxonomy places the organism in Eukaryota, Fungi, Ascomycota, Eurotiomycetes, Eurotiales, Trichocomaceae. Gene Ontology annotation, biological process: biosynthetic process; L-aspartate catabolic process.